This is a messenger RNA of Colossoma macropomum (tambaqui), 2785 nucleotides long. RefSeq names its product zinc finger protein 501-like. Lineage: Eukaryota; Metazoa; Chordata; Actinopteri; Characiformes; Serrasalmidae. The record is from RefSeq and is a predicted model, not a curated record. Gene Ontology annotation, molecular function: RNA polymerase II cis-regulatory region sequence-specific DNA binding; DNA-binding transcription factor activity, RNA polymerase II-specific. Bases 205 to 1407 code for a protein of 400 amino acids. The transcript is spliced from 2 exons. Gene Ontology annotation, biological process: regulation of transcription by RNA polymerase II.
CCUUCCCCAUGAGGACCGCGUGUUGUGUUUGGGGGAGACUCUGAAACGGAGACUCAGUCUGAGAUUAAAGAGCUAAAUGACUGACGUCCUGUUUCAAGUCUUCUCCUGCACUUUCCUACCAAGCUUAAAUGUGCUUCCGUAAACACGUCAGAACAUUCCACCAAGAGGAAAGUUAACCUGCUGAAACAGGUGAGAAAAAUAAAUAUGGCAUCCAGAAGACAUUCCUGUACUCAGGAAACGCCAUCUGGUACCCUCCACGUGAACACAUCUCACAAAGAAACACAGAAACGCAGCAAGGAGAGAAAUCACUACUGCUUGGAAUGUGGAAAGAGGUUUAAUGGACUGGGUAAUCUCCGAAGACACCAGCGCAUUCACACAGGAGAGAAACCGUAUCACUGCUCAUUGUGUGGAAAGAGUUUUAGGCAAAAGAUUACUCUCAGAAUACAUCAGCGCAUUCACACAGGUGAGAAACCCUAUCACUGCUCAGAGUGUGGAAAGAAUUUCACUGUACUGGGUCAAUUCAAAGUACAUCAGCGUGUUCAUACAGGAGAGAAGCCGUAUCACUGCUCAGAGUGUGGACGGAGUUUUACUCAAAAGAAAGCUCUCCAAAAGCACCAGUACAUUCAUACAGGAAUAAAACCGUAUCACUGCUCAGAGUGUGGAAAGAGUUUUAGUCAAAAGAGUAAUCUCAGAAUACAUCGGCGCAUUCACACAGGUGAGAAACCCUAUCACUGCUCAGAGUGUGGAAAGAAUUUCACUGUACUGGGUCAAUUCAAAGUACAUCAGCGUGUUCAUACAGGAGAGAAACUCUGUCACUGCUCAGAGUGUGGACAGAGUUUUACUCACCAGGGUGCUCUCCAAAAGCACCAGUACAUUCAUACAGGAAUAAAACCCUAUCCCUGCCCAGAGUGUGGAAAGAGUUUUACUGACCAGAGUAAUCUCAAAACACACCAGCGCAUUCAUACAGGAGAGAAACCGUAUCAGUGCUCAGAGUGUGGAAAGAGUUUUACUGACAAGAGUAAUCUCAAAACACAUCAGCGCAUUCACACAGGAGAGAAACCGUAUCACUGCUCAGACUGUGGGAAGAGUUUUAAUCGACAGGGUCAUCUACAAGAACACCAGCGCAUUCACACAGGAGAGAGGCCGUAUUACUGCUCAGAGUGUGGGAAGAGUUUUAAUCGACAGAGUCAUCUCAAAACACACCAGCGCAUUCACACAGGGGAGAUGCCGUAUCACUGCUCAGAGUGUGGACAGAAUUUUAGACAACAGGGUAAUCUUACAACACACCAGCGCAUUCACACAGGAGAGAAACCGGAUCACUGCUCAGAGUGUGGGAAGAAUUUCAGGCUUUCAAAGACUGUAAAAACACACAAGUGUACUAAGGACAGUGUUGGAAAUCAGCAGUAAUGAGUGGAACCUUAACACGGCCUGAGAGUAAAAGUCAACAGGAAACGGUGAUUCCAGCCAAAUUUCACCUCGUUUUUUUGUAGUUUUUACAGCCUAAAUAAAAUUCAGUGUAAUUUCCUGUGCUGAACACAAAGUCAAGCCUAAAGCUUAUACACCUGAUGAGAAGGUGUGGUACUGCGUAUUCACCCCAAAAUGAGUUUCAUUUCUAUUAUAUGUGGAAAACAAGAGGCUCCACAUUCAGUAUUUAGGGGCUCUUUUUAAUUUAGCAGAUCUAAGCUAGUGUAGUGUUUCUGAUGCAAUGCUGGAUGGUUUUGACAAACACUUUUUUUGGUUUAGUUAAGCCUUUGCAUGUUUGGUAAUGCAGGUUUUGUGAACGUGUUAACCUGUUGAGACGUUUUUUCUCCGUUUUUUUUUUUAUUAUUAUUAUUGUUUUAAAUAUUCUUUUUUAUUCUUCUUUUGAAAUUCACUGUUUACUAAAGAACUGGCCCAUUUUGCUGUCACAUGCCAAGCUUACAGUUGUUUUUAAACUACCACCCUCUACGGAGGCAGCCAACAAGUCUGCCUACCAGGCCAUCAGAAGAUUAAAAACAUCAACUUUUCCAACUCCCCCCACCACCUUAAUACCAUAAACAUUCCAGAGAGUUGUGAAGCCCCCCAAGGAAUCUACAGCUGUUCCUUCUUGUUUGAAUCAAGCCAUUAUAUGGUUGAAACCUCUAUCAUAAAAUUGCUACCUUUUCAAAUUAAUAUAAACUUAAAACUAACCCUAAAAACAAGAACUCUUCAUGACGACCUGUCAUGUGUCCACAGUGCCAUCCAGUGGCUGAAGUGGGAACAAAAAUCUCAGACUUGCAGAGUAGUCAUAUUUUGGUUAAAUUUAAAUUAUUGAAAAGAUUUUCUAUGUCAGUUGUCAUGAUUACGUUGCUUCCAAUUUGAAACUGUCAUAAACCUAACUAAGAGCUAGUUAGUCUCAUAUAACGCUGAAUUGCAUGUUUUCUUUAUUUUUCUUUGUUGUCCACAAAAACUGUUUUCUUAUAUUGGUCAGGAGGAGGAUAAUAGCCUGUUAUGCAUUGUGUAAUCAAAAUGUUUUUCUUUGUUUCUUCUUUUUUGAAAGGUAUAUUCUUUAGUGUAAGUAGAAUGUAUUUGCAUAAGAAAGGAUGCAGAUUGUAGUAAUAUGAAUGCAAGUUUGCCUGGAAUUGACUUUCCAUGUAUUAUACUGCUCCCCUGAAUGUGAGUUAUCAGAACUGUCAUUGGUGCCUGUAUUAUGGCUACUCCAAACUAAUGCUCCAUUCUUUAUUGUUUCUUUAUUGCUUAAUUGUCUGUAUCAGUAACAUUCUUUAUUGUUUAUCCUUUUGAUAUUCAAAAUAUUAACCAAAUGUAA